Oenanthe melanoleuca is the source of this 11133-nucleotide messenger RNA. RefSeq names its product nuclear factor of activated T cells 5 (gene NFAT5). Gene Ontology annotation, cellular component: transcription regulator complex. NCBI's taxonomy places the organism in Eukaryota, Metazoa, Chordata, Aves, Passeriformes, Muscicapidae. Bases 250 to 4743 code for a protein of 1497 amino acids. The transcript has 14 exons. The record is from RefSeq and is a predicted model, not a curated record. Gene Ontology annotation, molecular function: RNA polymerase II cis-regulatory region sequence-specific DNA binding; transcription factor binding; DNA-binding transcription factor activity, RNA polymerase II-specific. Gene Ontology annotation, biological process: cytokine production; calcineurin-NFAT signaling cascade; regulation of transcription by RNA polymerase II.
CGGAGCGGCGUCGGGCGCGCUCCGCUGCACACCGGCCCUGCGAGCGCCGCCCGCUCCCGCAGCCUCGGCCCGACCGCCCGCCCGCCCGCUCCGCACCACCGCGGCCCCGCCGUGCGCACCGCGCGCUCCCCCGGCCCGUGUCUCUGUCCGCUCCGCUCCGCGCGCGGCGGAGGCAGCCGCGCCCCCCCCCCGGCCCGGCCCCCCCCUCCUCCCGCCGCCCCCUCGCCCCCGCCGGGCCGCGGAGCUGCGAUGCCCUCGGACUUCAUCUCUCUGCUCAGCGCCGACCUCGACCUCGAGUCCCCCAAGUCGCUCUACUCCAAGGAAUCUGUCUAUGACCUUCUCCCAAAGGAGCUGCAGUUACCACCUUCCAGAGAAACAUCCAUAGCAUCCAUGAGCCAAACAAGCGGCGGUGAGGCCGGUUCGCCGCCUCCAGCUGUAGUUGCUGCUGAUGCUUCUUCAGCUCCCUCCUCUUCCUCCAUGGGCGGUGCUUGCAGCUCCUUUACCACCUCUUCCAGCCCUACCAUUUACUCUACCUCAGUCACCGACAGCAAGGCUAUGCAAGUGGAGAGCUGCUCCGCGGCCGUGGGGGUAAGUACCCGAGGGGUAAGUGAGCAGCAGAUAACCAGUAACACAGCCCAGCAGCACCCGGCCACGCCGAAGCGCCACACUGUCCUCUACAUCUCGCCACCUCCCGAGGACUUGCUGGACAACAGCCGGAUGUCCUGCCAGGAUGAGGGCUGUGGAUUGGAGUCAGAACAGAGCUGCAGUAUGUGGAUGGAGGAUUCACCCUCCAACUUCAGUAACAUGAGUACCAGUUCCUACAAUGAUAACACUGAGGUGCCACGUAAAUCGCGCAAGCGCAACCCAAAGCAGAGGCCAGGGAUCAAACGCCGAGAUUGCGAAGAGUCCAACAUGGAUAUCUUUGAUGCCGACAGUGCCAAAGCGCCUCACUAUGUCCUUUCUCAGCUCAGCACGGACAGCAAAAGCAACUCAAAAGCAGGAAAUGGAGCAUCAGAGAACCAGAAGGGAGCUGGAGGGAAGAAGACCCCAAUGUUGUGUGGUCAGUACCCGACCAAGAGUGAGGGGAAGGAGCUGAAGAUCAUGGUGCAGCCGGAGACCCAGCACAGGGCUCGGUACCUGACCGAGGGCAGCCGGGGCUCCGUCAAGGACCGCACGCAGCAGGGCUUCCCCACGGUCAAGCUGGAAGGCCACAACGAGCCCGUGGUGCUGCAGGUGUUCGUGGGCAACGACUCGGGGCGCGUGAAGCCGCACGGCUUCUACCAGGCGUGCAGGGUGACGGGCAGGAACACCACGCCCUGCAAGGAGGUGGACAUCGAGGGCACCACCGUCAUCGAGGUGGGGCUGGACCCGAGCAACAACAUGACCCUGGCGGUUGAUUGUGUGGGAAUCCUGAAGCUGAGGAAUGCUGAUGUGGAAGCCAGGAUAGGAAUUGCCGGCUCCAAGAAGAAGAGCACCCGCGCUCGGCUCGUCUUUCGCGUCAACAUCACGCGCAAGGACGGCUCCACCCUGACCCUGCAGACGCCUUCCUCCCCAAUUCUGUGCACUCAGCCAGCAGGAGUCCCAGAGAUACUAAAGAAAAGUCUCCACAGCUGUUCAGUGAAGGGUGAAGAGGAAGUUUUUCUGAUUGGCAAGAACUUCCUAAAGGGAACAAAAGUGAUUUUCCAAGAGAAUGUUUCCGAUGAGAAUUCUUGGAAGGCAGAAGCUGAAAUUGACAUGGAAUUAUUUCAUCAGAAUCACCUUAUUGUGAAGGUGCCACCAUAUCACGACCAGCAAAUCACCUCAGCUGUCUCUGUGGGAAUUUACGUGGUGACCAACGCUGGCAGGUCUCACGACGUGCAGCCCUUCACCUACACUCCAGAGCCAGCUGGGACUCUGAAUGUUAAUGUGAAGAAGGAAAUCUCCAGCCCAGCCCAACAUUGUUCUUUUGAAGAGGCUAUAAAAGCAGUGAAGGCCACAGGCUGUAACCUGGAGAAGGUGAACAUUCUUCCUAGUGCCUUGAUAACUCCACUCAUGCCAAGCAGUAUGAUCAAGAAUGAAGAUGUGGCUCCAAUGGAAGCUUCAAAUGUGGUUGGACCAACUCAGCAAACAUUGGAAAACAGCAUGUCUGGCAUAUCAACUUCUGCUUCCCAUUUACCCUCCGAGAGUGAAAACCAGCAGCAAAUCCAGCCCAAGGUGUACAACCCCGAGACCCUGAGCACCAUCCAAACACAGGACAUUUCCCAGCCUGGCAGCUUCUCUGCAGUGUCCACCCCGGGCCAGCUGCAGAACAGCGAUGCCCUGCUGCAGCAGGCUGCACAGUUCCAGCCCAGGGAUUCCCAGCCCCGGGAGGUGCUGCAGUCAGACGGCACCGUGGUGACUCUGUCACAGCUGGCUGAGGCCUCACAGCAGCAGCAGCCCACGCUCUCAGAGCCAGCCCAGGCCCUGCAGCAGCAGAUUUCCUCCAGCAUCUUCUCGUCGGCCAGCGGCGUGAGCCAGCUCCAGAACACCAUCCAGCAGCUGCAGGCUGGCAACUUCCCCACCAACACGGCCACGGGCAGCAGCAGGAACGUUGACUUGGUGCAGCAGGUUCUGGAAGCUCAGCAGCAGUUAUCCUCUGUUCUGUUCUCGGGCUCAGACAGCAGCGAGGAUGUCCAGGAUCAGCUGAAUGCAGAUAUCUUUCAGCAGGUCAGCCAGAUCCAGAGCAGUGUCAAUCCCGGGAUGUUUCCCUCCUCAGACACAGCUGUCCAUUCCAGGGCGGAGAACCUUUUGCCUGGGCGAGCUGAGAACGUUCACUCCCAGCCUGAGGGUGCCCUGUCCAACCAGCAGCAGCAGCAGCAGCAGCAGCAGCAGCAGGCCAUGGAGACGUCGGCCAUGGUGAUGGGGAUGCAGCAGAACAUGUGCCAGGCGGCCCCGCAGCUGCAGUCGGAUCUGUUCUCCUCCAGCACGGCGGGGAGCGGGGCCCUGCAGCAGUCCCCGGUGUACCAGCAGGCGUCUCACAUGAUGGGGGGGCUGUCCAGCAGCGAGGACAUGCAGAUGCAGUGUGAGCUGUUCUCCUCCUCCCCGGGGGUGAACGGCGGCGAGGCGGCCGCCCCCGCGCAGCAGCCGGUGUCCAGCAACGGCCCUGCCAUGUUCCAGCCCUCCAGCUCCGCAGAGGGAGAGGAGGCCUCGGGCCAGAGCAAACAGAUGCAGAACUCGGUGUUUCAGACCAUGGUUCAGAUGCAGCACAGUGGGGAAAGUCAGUCCCAGGUUAAUCUCUUCUCAUCCACCAAGACCAUGAUGAGUGUCCAGGCCGGCGGGACUCAGCAGCAGGGCGGGGGUCUGUUCCAGCAGGGUGGAGAAAUGAUGUCUAUUCAGUCAGGAAGCUUCAUCCAACAGUCUCCACACUCACAGGCUCAGCUUUUCCACUCUCAGAACCCUAUUGGUGACACUCAGAAUAUAUCCCAGGAAACACAAGGAUCCCUUUUUCAUAGCUCAAAUUCCAUUGUUCACAACCAGACCAACACUAAUUCCUCUGACCAACUUCAGCCCCCGAUGUUCCACUCACAGAAUGCCAUGGGUGUCUUGCAGAGCUCCUCGGUGCCUCAAGACCAGCAGUCUGCCAACAUGUUCCUUUCCCAGAGUUCCAUGAGCAACCCUGCCACUCAGGAAGAGCAGAUGUCAUUCUUUACAAGCCCAAAUCCCAUUUCUCCUCUUCAGACAGCAACAAACACUGAACAGCAGACUUCUUUCCAGCAGCAGACACAGAUCUCUCAUAUCCAGAGCUCCAUGCUUCCCCAGGAGCAGCCCCAGACUCAGCCUGCUCAGCAGGGUUUGUUUCAGUCCCAAGUGUCAUUGGGCUCCAUCCAGUCCAGCUCCAUCCCCCAGAACCAACAAGGAGCCAUCUUCCAGCCUCAGCAUUCGAUUGUUGCUAUCCAGAGCAGCCCUCCAUCUCAGGAGCAGCAGCAGCAGCAGCAGAGCAUGAUGUUCAGCAAUCAAAAUGCAAUGAGUACCAUGGCCUCCCAAAAGCAGAACAUGAUUUUCAAUCCAAAUCAAAACCCAGUUACCAAUCAGGAGCAACAAGGCCAGUCCAUUUUUCAUCCCCAGUCCAACAUGGCCUCGAUGAAUCAGGAGCAGCAGCCCAUGCAAUUCCAGAGUCAGACCACAGUGUCUCCUCUCCAGAAUCCUGGCUCCAGCCAGGCUGAAGCACAGCAGCCAACCAUCUUCCAUAACUCACCCCAGAUUCAGCUGGUCCAAGGGUCCCCAAGUUCUCAAGAGCAGCAAGUCACCCUCUUCAUCUCCUCAGCUUCCAUGUCUGCCCUGUCUGUCCAGAACAGCAUGAGCCAGCCGGAGCUGCAGCAGUCCCCCAUGUACUCCUCCCAGAACAGCAUGGCAGGAAUGCCAGGAACUGCUUCUCCUCCCCAGCAGCAGCCUCCUCUGUUCCACAACACGGCAGGAGGUGCCAUCAACCAGCUGCAGAAUUCCCCUGCCUCGUCCCAGCAGACAUCAGGAAUAUUCCUGUUUGGCAUCCAGAACAACUGCGGGCAGCUGCUGCCCCCCGGCCCCGCGGCGCUGCCCGAGGAGCUGAUGGCCAUGGGGCAGCCCGGGCAGCCCCAGGGCGAGGCCCAGCCCGCCCUGCUGCCCCAGCAGCUCCCCGAGACCCCCCCGCUGCCCCCCGCCAUGGCCACCAACCAGAACAUGGAGAAGAUCGACGACCUGCUCGUGUCCUUGCAGAACCAGGGGAACAACAUGGCUGGCUCCUUUUAAUCAGAAAUUCCGUGAAGAAAAAAAGCGAUGAUUCCCCAGAUCCUCUCAGACCUUCCAACUCUGGAUUAGGCUGCGUGGAACCAAUUGCUUCUGUGGAAAAGUGGCCUCUUUAAAGAGCACACGUGUGGCCAGUGGCAGACCUGAGGCCAUGACCAUGGAGUUUGGGCUCCAUAGCCAAUAAUGCUGAGGAGUUAUGCUUUGUGUUACUGGGGCGUGGGGUUGGGCUGUUACCAGGUUCAUAAACCUCAUCACAGUGGGGGCUCUUGGAAUUUAAAGCAUAUCUGGUCAGUUAUUAUUGUUGUUGGAAGGUAAUCCAUGUUACCACGUUUACUUUUUCCCUUCUAUUCCUUCUUCACAUCCCUUUUUUCCCUCGGGAAGCUCGUGCAGCAGAAGCAGCAGCUGCCUCUGCCUUGAGCUGUGACUCAGCUGUCAGUCAGCGAAGGGAUCCCUCGAUUGACACGGAGUAGGAGAGCCAAACCCCCCCUUUAUGAAUUGAAAGUGUUGAUAACUGUAAGAACCAAGCAGAGAAUUGCUGCUGUAAAUAGCCAGUUCCCAUCUGAGAAUGGGAUUCACGGUUUUCCACAUAUCUUAGGUGGAGCUGUACAUAGAGCAAGAGUUUGGUGGCUCUACAAAAUGAAGGGGAACUUCCAGUUGAACUUAAAAUCUUCUCUAACACCUUCAGCUUGAAAAAGGUAUUCUUUGUGGCUGAGGAAGGGACUCCUCUGUGUCUCUCAUUCUGACUGAUGGGUUAGAGCUCUGUAGAGCCUCAUGAGCUGUUCCCAAGCCAGCUUUUCUCCCUUCCAUUCUUUCCAUGGUUUUCCUUCUCUCCCUCAGUUUUUUAUUGUGUUUUUAAAAAAAGACAUAACUAUCCUACUGGCUUUAAAGCUAAAGAAACAGCUUUUAGGAAUCCUUGGCAGUAAAUUGCUUAGUCAGUAGAAGCUUUGACAAAUAAUCAAGGCAUAAGGAGAGAGGAAACAAUUUCUCCACCACCUCCUAAAUGCAGGAAUCCCCCUUAACCUGCCACUUCCAGCUGUGACUGAUGGAAAUCUUCAGCUUGGCUUUACUCCAAGUAGGGGGCAAAUUGCAUCAUUUUUAAGCCUUCUUAAAAGGUCACUUCAUCCUGAGCUGUUGCAUCUUUGUAGCACAUGGAGCUCAUCACAGUUCUGAAGUGAUUUUUCCUUUUUCUACCACCGAGCCCCGAGUCUGGUUUCUAGAUUGUCAUGUUUAAUUACGGAAUAAAUCACUGACUGAUGUUACCGAAUGUAAAAACAACCCACUCCAGACCAUGCAGGUGUAUUGUGAGGCAUGUGGAUGUUUUUGGGUGCUUCAGCUCUGCGGACAGUGUGUGAUCUCUCCCUAGAGCCCGGCUCAGAUCCGUGUUCCUCCCGCUGCCGCUCCCGCGGCGCCCGUUCGCCUCGGUAGAGAGUAGCUGGUGUCACGUUCAUUUUUUCAUUUUUGUUAUUUGAAAUAACAAAAGAACAGCCUGUAAAUGUUUUGUUUUUUUAAGUUCCUCGAGUCUGUUUACCGUGUGUUUUCCCCUUAACUGGUGUGCGUAGUUGAGCCGUGUAGAGUUUUUGUUGGUUUUCCUGGAUUCCCCUGUUUGUUGGUCUGUCACGACGUUCACUUUCUCUUUCUGUCUCUCUCUUUCUCUCUCUCAUUGAGAGGCAUUGAAUUACGUUUUCAGUAGUAAGGCUUCUUGCCGAUAUGAAGGGAACUUUUCAGAAAGAGACCUGCUCUGGGUCAUUUAAUUUUGAAUACAGUUUUCAAUCGUUCAAGUUUUGGAUGGUUUAUAUCUAAUGUGUGUUUCAUUUUUUUGGAAAGCUAUAUUUUGUAUUUAGGAAAUGGUAUAACUAUUUUGCUAUUUGUACUGAGUGAGUACAUUGGCAUAAAUAUAAAAAAUUUAUAUAUAUACAUAUAUAUAAAAUAUUCUUUUUGCCACACAUUUUUGUGGUAAAUUUGUGAGUUUGUCUGAUGUUCUACCACAACGUGGCGUCUGAUAACAGUGGGGUGGGGUGGGGUUUGUUAUGUCUUUAUUGAGUAUUUAAGUACUUUUUGCAGCAUAAAUAACAUGUUCAUCUCUCGCCAUUCCAUCAGGCAGUGUUGGUCCAGCUGGCCACGAGAAGCUUCGCUCUGUGUUUGGUGUGUCCCUCACUCACAGCCUAGCCAGGAAACCCAGAGGCAUUUAGGAUUAUAUAAAAUAUGAAAUAUUGGGGUUUCCCUCAGAAUGAGCCAUUCAGCUUUUCUCCGCUCUCAUUGCCUAUUUAAUAUUUUAUUAUUAGCGCCUCUGUGUUUUAACUCCUAAUUUAUGAUUAUGCUCAAACGUUGGAAAUUUUAAUCAGGACAGAAAGAAUUCCCUGCUGCAUCAUGUCCAGAGCUGCUUUAACCCCGACCCAGACUUUUUCUUGCUGUAUUUUAUUUGUUUUUCCUCUGCUAAGACAAAACAUUACCAACAUCUUGUGAAGGUUCACAACAGGAAAGCAGCAGCCCCCAGCAGUGCCCAGGUGCUGUGUGGGGCUGCUCAGGCUGACAGCAAUGGACCCAGCAAGGUCCAGAGGGCCGUGGAAGUCCAUAGGCACUCACUGGGAAAGGAACUGGUGGUGUUUGCAGGAUCUGUGUCCCAGGAUGAGCUGUUGGUGUCACCUGGGGCCGUUGGACACAGGAGGAGUGACAGGAAGGAUGGAUUCGCUCACGUGCUGCUUCAGUUUGCUCCUUGUUCCGAAGGGCUCUAUCUGUUUGUUGGUCAGUGCCAAGUCACCAGGGACCAAUUCUCCAUGGAACAGGAUGAGUGCCCAGAAGAGAAACUUCAUCCCAAGCCUGCCACAGCUCCAGGGAAGGGUAUGUUUGAAUUGUGGGCGUGUUUGAGGUCAUUUACGAAGCGAAGAGAGAAAAAAAAUACACAAAAAACCAACUAAGGGCUGUGCUAUCCCAGUUUUCCCUUCUGGAAACACCUUCCUUUCCUCGUGUUAAAUUUACCUGUUCAUUUUAGGUCAAUGUUUAAAUGUACAAGACUUUGAACAUGUGAUUUGGUUACAAAAAGUAUUUGUGUGACUGAAGAGGUCGCUCAGCGGUCGGCGCGUGCUCGGCAGCGGCUCUGAGGUGCAGGGCUUGGAUCAGCCCCACCAGAGCUCAAGGACAGGCUGCAGGGUGUCCUGGCAGGGAGCACAGCCUGAGCCACAUCUGUGUUUCACCAGGGGCCUGAACAUUCACUUGUGACAUUUUUAGCAGUUGAGGUUGGGCAGCAGAGCCUCUCAAUGACCCCUGUGUUCCAGGAGCACACGGAGCACUGGCGGCGUGUCUGGGCCCUUUGGGUGCCAGAGAGGAUCCUGAGGUGUCAGCCUGUGCAAAUCCAGCGUCCCUGGGCAUCCCAGAGCACCCAUUUGUGGGCACAGGUGAGAGUGGAGGGAGAUGGAGCUGCCAACCCCCACCAUGUCCCCUCAGCUUUUACCCUGAGUGUGCCCAGAGCCCCAGAAACCCCAGAGCCAACCCUGACUGCACAGUUUGAGCUGAACAUCUCUGGCACGGAGUUACUGCUGCUUUGUGCUUAAUUAACAGUUGUUUUGUUAUUAAUUGCCUCCUCACUGCCUGGUCUUGCAGCAAGCCAAGCACUUUGCUCUUAUUUGAACACAAAUCUAGCUCAAGAAAUAAUUCCAGGCUGGCUGUUCUGAAGUGGAUGUCCUCUCUCUGAUCAGUGAUGCUGAUUACUUCUAAUCAUUGACAGGUUGCUUCCCAUGUAGUUUUGAGAUAAAACAAAGCAUGAGCAGUUAAACAUGACUGUGGCAGGUUUUUACUGGAAGCACCAAGUCUAGGCAGCUUUCCUCACUUGCAUAAGCUGAACUUUUUUUAAAGUUUCCGUUGCUGUUUUGAUUUAGAAUGUAAUUUCUACAAGGAAGAUAUACCUGAGUGGAUUUUUAUUCCUGUUUUCUUGUGCCUCUGCUUAGAGGGAGCACAGCCAUGGAUCUGGGUGAGGGGAGCAGGAGAGAGGAGAGGGAGUUGCUUGGCGUGCUCUGAGCUGUAGGUGGAAGGUGAGAACAGGAAAUCCUGGUCACUGGUGACUUCUCAUUAGUGCAAAACGGAGUUUCAAGGAAUUGGGGAGUUCUGUGUUCAGGGGGCUCGGGGCAGCUCUGUUCUGUAGAAGCUAAAAGGAAACAGCAGUGGGAUGCUGUGUUUGUUCAGGGGCUUUGUUUAAAUUUGGGUUUGUUUAGUCUAUUGUGGCAGCCUGUGAGCACUUUGUGUUCCUGCUCAGACCAGCUGUGCCAGCUGUGGUGCCCCGGGCAGGCACCGAGGUCAGCGUUGGAAAUGGGAUAAGGUGUUAGAAACAAGGAAAAAUGCAGCAGGGGGUAAACUCCUGCAAAAAGCAACUUGAGAAAUUCUCCAGGGGAGUGGGGCACUUGGGGGGGUUACACAGGAGGAGAGGCUUUUCCUCUCCCAGUCUGUAUAGGGAUGUAAAUACGCACUGCCUGUAUAUUCUAGGAUUUUAUAUGUGUAUAUAGAGGAGUCAUAUUAUUAUAUAUAAUAGUAGACACAUGCAUACAACACUGUUAUAUUUACAUUUUUAUAAACAUGAAAUAAUAUUCCUUUUCCUCAGUAGGAGGUUUUUGUAGUAACUCAUGAGUAGCUGUGUCACAUGUCUCAGUCCUGGACGUGUGGCCCUGUUGGUGAUGUGGCUCCAGAAUCUGCUCUGCUUGGGAACCUUGCUGGGAUCUGUGGGCUGGAAGCAGCUCUGACCACUUUUGUAUUUUUAUAUCUUUUAGUUCAUACUUGCAGAUGUGGUUUAGGAUAGAACUGACACCCAGGCUGAGGAUGGGCUUCCUGCAGACAGGGAGUGGUGGUGGCUGUGCUGACACCAGUCAGGUGUGUUGGAUGUCGUUGUGUAGCAGAAGGUCCCUGGUGGUGCUGGGUCAGGGAGGGGAAGCUCCUCUGCCAUUUCUCUUUAUUCCCAUGAGGGCAGGAGUGCGCAAACUGUUGGUUUUUUUUUUUUGGUUUUUUUUUUUUUCUUUUUUUUUUUUUUUUUUCUUUUUUUUUUUUUUAACUGACUCAUUAGUGCAACAGUCAGUAUUUAGAGAAGUCCUUGAAAGCCAGUGAAGCUCCCCUUGAAUUCUAUCUGUGAGGAAUCUGCCACAACUCGUGCUGAUUUCUUCCUUGCAGGUUGUGUGAGGAAUUAAACCCUAAAAAUCACAAAAUCAUGGAAUAUCCUGAGCUGGAAGGGGCCCACAGGGAUCAUCCAGUCCAAUCCCAGCCCUGCAUAGACACCCCAGCAAUCCCACCCUGGGCAUCCCUGGUGUCCAAAGGCUCCUGGAGCUCAGGCAGCUUUGGGGUCAUGACCAUUUCCUGGGGAGCCUGGGCAGUGCCCAGCACCCUCUGGGGGAAGAACCUUUUCUGAUCUCUACCCUAACCCCCCCAACACAGCUCCAGCCAUUAAAUCAGGUCAUAAAAUCAACAGUGCGUAUUGUGUCCAACAUGACUUCCAGUUCCAAAUCUGUGUUCCACUGGAAUUUGUCAUGAGUAGAUCAGUGUUUUCCUGGUCCAGGUUUUCUUAAAUCACCUCCAGCACACUGAGAGACAGUGUCCUCUGUUCUCUUGGAGUUUGCAGAGCUGAACUCUGCUUUUUCCAGAGUUGUCAUUUUUGCUGUUACACUUCAUUAAAUUGCCCAGUGACAUUCACUGUGCAGGGACAGGGCAAAGAAUCCAGGGGUUCCCUGACCCCUCUGUUCAGGUUCCAAGGCUCCCACACCCAGCACCCAGCUGCAGGCCUGGGCUUAGGGAAGGAUCCAGUAAAUGGCCUUGCCCCAGGGAACAGGAUCUGACCCCAGUGCCCUGGGCAGGACCAUGGCUGCUGCUGGGGUAACAUGUCCAGGGGGAAGUUCCUGUUAGUGGCUCUUUGGGUGUUGCACAAGUGGGAUCCCAUGCCAGUAUCCUUAGCAACCUGCAGCAUCCCUGAAGCUUUUUUUAUUCUGGGUAAAAGGAGGCAAUUUGAGUUAGUUCCAUCUAAGAUGAUGCUGAGUUAAGCUCCAGCCUCUAUCCCUGCACCUCUGGUGGGCUCUCCCCUGCCUGCCAGAUGUUCUGGGUGCACCCUUGACCGCUGAGCUGCCUCUUCUGUGUCCUGCAAUGUGAAAGUAGCACCAGAUACUCCUUUGUGCAGUUCUGUGUAUAUGGCUUUCGUAGGUGGGUUUUCCAAGCACUGAUUCCCGGUGUUUUCAGUUUGUCUAUGAGGGGAUAUUUUAUUUGCAUCUAUGUUUUUAGCUCUCCUGUGAUAACUUGUUGAAUAUUAAAAAAAAAAUAAAAAAAUAAAAUAUUUUGCUUCUAUUGGGACAUUUGUAUACUCGCAACUAUAUUUCUGUAAACAGCUGCAGUCGAGAAUAAAUGAUGAAAGUUUUCAUUUUACAGUGUAAA